CCACUGCACCAGAGCUGUGGUGAGUUCUCAGCCUGACACUUUGGAUGGAUGCAAUUCUACUUUUGAGGGAGUGAGAAUGCCGUAAUCCUCCUCCUUAUGGAAAAAAACUACUCGUUUAUUCAACAUAAAAUAUCCAGGGUGGGAUUGCACUGCCUAAUGGUGUGUAAUUGACGGGAGACGGAUGAAAAUAUAGUACAUGAAAAGCCCAGGAUACAGAAAUCGUCACGCGUCACAGUUAGGAACUGUACAUCCGAACAUAGCAGACACUGAAAUAAAUUCCCCUCCGACCCCCAACAAGUACAGACACCGUCCCACAGAGCAUAUACAACGAGCUCUCCCCAAAGCUUUGCCAGUUAAGGAACUGGAGACCCCCCCUCAAGAGUCCCAAACACCACAACUCAAUGUCAAACGGCAUUGUUCCUUCUUCUUCUUUUAAUGAACACACCCACAGACCUUGAUGUGUUUAGAGCCCUGUCUUCGUUACGUAUGUUGGUGAAUUUCUGGUAUUAGAAUGCUCCUCGGAAAUGAGGGGGCCAAAACUUAUUGUCAAAAAGGGGGGUGAGAAAAAAAUGACAGCGCAGAUUUCCAGGCUCAACAGUCGGAAGCUUGCAAAAUCGGUUUGCAUCGCCAGGGGAAAAUCGAAUCGGUUUAAAUAGCCUGUAAUGGGGUUUGGAAGAGACCACCUCUCUUUCGAUCGCCGUCAUUAUUGUGUCGGACCCACGGAGCUGCGCUAUCUGUACAAGUAAUUUGCACAACGAACCUACAGUUUUAAGUAGCAGUUGCUAAAGGUUCCGUACCCCAGAAAGCCACUCAGACCCACCAGAAGAGAAGAUAAUUCUUCAGAGGUCAAGCGCGAGUGGUCGCACAAUUAAAACCAUCUUAGUAGAAGCCGCUGCAUGUCAGAAGUCGCCCGCAUGAGCCUCUGGCACAGCUGCACACAACACACAUCGUAGCUAUGACAGUGCAGCCUCCUUAAAUACCCCCUUCCCAGUCCACAGGAUGUUUUUCCCCCUUAGCUGAGCCGCCCAGGGACUUCUAGGCAUGGCGGAGAAGAAGAGAGGGGAAGAAAGGGGGAGGAAGGUCUAGGAAUGGGGUCCUCUUCCUCCCUACGAACCUUUGGCGUUUGUGGGGUGACCAGGGACAGAAAGGAGAGGGUGAAGCUGGAUGUCUCUGGAGGACCACCACUGGGGCAUGGGCCCAUUCUUAAGCACCCCUCUGUUGGGGAACAUGGAUAUGAACCCAUCACCGUUAUGAGUUGCGUGAAGAAGGGAUCUAGUUUGACCUGACAGAAUCUGCUCCCUUCCAUUUUGCUAAAUUCAAGAGAGAAUUUUUUUCCCUGUAAUGACCUCACCACACACCAUUUGCUAAACCUACAAGACUUUCCCCCCCUCUUCCUGCCUCCUGAGAAAGAUGCUUCAGUCUCUGGCUGACCUGCGUGGGCGUUUCCUGCGGCACAACCUUCCUUUGGAAAUUGGGCAGUCCUAACCGAAUGCCGUGUUUCCAAAUUUCCAUUUUUUGCAGGAUUGACUUGAAUAUCCAAGGAAGUUCUCCGUCGGUGAGAGGAACAGCGUUUAUCCGAACGCCUGUCCACCUUCACAAUCCCAGUUGCCAAGGAGAUUCAGCUAAAUUAGCGGUUUGUGGGCCUUGACAGUUCAGGGUUGAUAGAAAGAGUGCAAGGCUGCUGAUCGAUUCACAAGCGCCUUUGAGCUACUCUAGGCGUGAGUACACAUACACACGGGCCCGUUUGCUUCUCAGGGUUGAAGACGAGAGCCGUCCUGCGAAGAAUGGAGUCCUUGAAGGCAUGGUAAUUGCUUGGUGUGAGAUGGAGAAGUUCCCUUGGCAACCAGAACAAAAACUUGGUUCUCCUCUUGUCUAUGUCCACCGUGAAAAACGUUGUAGAAAUUUGGGGCUAGAUCUUUCCAUGGUGACACCACAUUCCUCUUCAAUGUACACACAAACACACUUUCAUCUCCCAGGUGGAAUGUCUCUCCUUGCACACGGGGGUGGUGAAGAUGCAAGUAACAAGGACCUUCUUUGGGCCAAGGAUGGUAGUGAGAUAUUGCACUUCUCGGGUGUUGGGGGUGUUGACUUCCUCCAGGUGGGGCAAUCACCCCUGGGAGCCAGAGUUCGAUUGGGGGACCCCACGCCCAAACAUCUCCUGCCCCCACUCCUUCUGGGUGGACUCCUGGAGGCCGCGGCCUCUGGUUUCGAUGGGAAGCAGGCAGGAGGCCAAAGCUGCCAAGAUGCAGCACCCGCUGUAGACGAUCAGCGUCAAAUAGACCGAAGACUCCAGCAUCACCUGG
Thamnophis sirtalis is the source of this 2303-nucleotide messenger RNA. The record is from RefSeq and is a predicted model, not a curated record. Lineage: Eukaryota; Metazoa; Chordata; Lepidosauria; Squamata; Natricidae.